Microthlaspi erraticum is the source of this 330-nucleotide messenger RNA. The record is from the annotation of a GenBank genome assembly. NCBI's taxonomy places the organism in Eukaryota, Viridiplantae, Streptophyta, Magnoliopsida, Brassicales, Brassicaceae.
AUGGGCAACCGGAGACAGCAGAACCUCUUCCUCGUCGGUUCUCCGGACGAGAUUGAUAAGAUCAGGCGAGCGGAAACUUCCCAACAAGCCGGAGCUAUUGCCGGAGCUAAGGCAGCAGCCGUUGCCGCCGUCGCCAGUGCGAUCCCUACGAUGGCUGCGGUUCGUGUGUUCCCAUGGGCGAAGGCAAACCUCAACUACACUGCUCAGGCACUCAUUGUAUCUGCAGCAUCCAUCGCUGCAUUCUUCAUAACUGCAGACAAAACCAUUCUACAAGGCGCAAGAAGAAACACAGAGGCUCAGUUAAAGAAAGCUCAGGAAAACUCUAAAUAA